AUGGCCACUGUCGUUCCCCGAAACUUUCGUUUACUGGAAGAGCUUGAAAAUGGAGAGAAAGGGCGAGGUGCUGAAGCCUGCUCCUAUGGCCUAGCUAACGGAGAUGAUGUGACCAUGACGAAUUGGAAUGGAACCAUUCUAGGGCCUCCUCAUAGUGUCCAUGAGAACCGGAUAUACAGCGUCAACAUCCAAUGCGGUGAAAAUUACCCUGAUGCCCCACCAACUAUCAACUUUGUGUCCAAAGUGAACCUUCCGUGCGUUGAUUCUCGAACUGGUAAAGUGCAACCGAAUGAAUCUGUUUCGGUUAUUGAUAAAGCUAACUCCAAGGACACCCUAAAGAGCUUUCUUUCCAAGGUUGCGAAAGAUGUUGAAUUAACGCCUACAAAGAAUACAUUUUCGAAUGCCCCCAUUUCUGUUACCAAAGAGUUCGGGCGUCUUUCGCUCUAUCACGCCCUCCUUUCCCAAUCCUCCCGCCUGCGCUUAAUCAACAUCCAACCAGCACAAAUACAAACCCUAAUAAAGUCCAAUUUCCACAAAUAUAAGCACUUGCAAAGCCCAAGCCAGAUCGUUAACUCCUUGAAGGCGGGCUACGAAGCAUUGGAUUUACUACAUUCAUGCAACCAAGGAAAUACAGAUAGCAUUGACCGUCUUGGGCGCAUUAUUCAGCGCACCAUUGAUCUCAAAAAGGAAAUCCACAAAAGCCGCGAAGUCCAAGCUGCCAACCACCGCCCCGAGAACCGCAACACCCACGCUCUUAGGAAAAGGGCAGAAGGCCGAGCAAGGAGACGUCCGGAAGCGCUGCGUCCGCACCCGGAUACAGAACCUAUCUUGUCCCGCCCAAGGCUACAUAUCAAUGGGCCCCGCCACGUUCCCGUGCUUGUCGAUGCCCGGGGUAUUCCUUUCCUUCGAAUCAAGAAGCCACAGUCCCCGAAUUUGAGCCGAACAAUAAGGAGCAAGUUAGAUGCACGAUGGAAAAAGAUACUUCGUCAACAGAAGUUGGAGGACGACUUCUACCUCGCACAGCAGGAGGAUGCGUGGGAUCGUAUGCUUGGCCAGCAAGAUGAGGCUGGUUGGACUUCAAUCGUUAGCGAGUACCUCGAUUACACUAUCAGAGCAAUACAACAUGAGGACCGAAAGAGCAAAGAACUUGUGCGGAAAAUGUGGGAGAUUGUGCUGAAGGAGCGUGAGCUUGCGGAGAAGGAAAGAGAGGAAAUAAGGAGGCAGCGACUAGCGCAGGCUGAAUCUCUCAAUACAGACCAGGCCGGGGGCAGACCGAUAGAUGAAGUGAAGGAUGUCUCUGCUAAAGGAAGUGGAGAAAAUACCAUCCCUGAAAAGCUUCCCUCUCAAUCGAACGAAGAAUCACGCUCCUGA
Paracoccidioides brasiliensis Pb18 is the source of this 1371-nucleotide messenger RNA. Its product is annotated as ubiquitin-conjugating enzyme variant MMS2. Gene Ontology annotation, biological process: protein K63-linked ubiquitination; DNA damage tolerance. The transcript has 6 exons. Gene Ontology annotation, cellular component: nucleus. Bases 1 to 1371 code for a protein of 456 amino acids. The record is from RefSeq and is a predicted model, not a curated record.